AUGAAGCUAGAAGUGUUUGCUGAUGGCAAUGAAAACUUGAAUUGUUACUUGGCAAAGCCUUUCUCGGAUCGGCAUGGGUUUGCAAAAUCGAGGUCGUGUUGUCAGGGAGUUCUUUAUGAUGAUAAAAUGUAUUUUUAUGGAGGUACCCCUCACCCCAACGGCAAUGACUUUUACUCCGAUAUUGUUCAAUACAUUGAUUUAAAAACGAUCAAUUACGAAUUGGGAGAAAUGGAAAUACAUGAAGUGACCAUCACACAACCAGGAAUUAAACCUGAAGGAAGAAUAUUUCAUUCUUUAAUUUGUGAUGACGAGUCAACCAAUGGGAAACCGGCAUCAAUGAUUGUGUAUGGUGGAUUUACCGAUGGAAGAAGAUUGUUGAAUAAUUGUUUUUCAUUCCAAUUUGAAAACAAAAUUUGGAAGAAAAACUCGAAUGGUCCGUGUUUAGAAGGACAUACAGCAAUUUUUAGAAAGAAAAAUCGAACCAUGAUUGUAUUCGGAGGUCACAUGGGAAGCUAUAAGCAUUUUGAGAACUCUACUUAUGAAUAUGACAUUGUUAAAGAUAUAUGGACAAAGUUAAAUAUUGACAACUCGUCUAUAGUGUCACCUUUAGCUUACCAUAGAGCUGUAUAUGUAGAAGAAUUGGAUUGGAUGGUUGUUCAUGGAGGAAAAACGAAGCCAGGAAGAACUGCAAUUUUGUCCUCUAAUGUUUAUAUUCUGAACUUUGCUACUAUGAGGUGGCAUGUAUUAAAUCAGGAACCAAUGGCAUUUGAUAAUAGUAGCAAUUCCUCUGUAUUACCAAGCUCCAACUUGACUCUACCAAAAAUAAUGGCUCAACAAUCUAUUUGCGUUGAAAGCUCCAUUAUUUUCUUUGGUGGAGAAACAGAAGAUAGCGAUGUUCCCUCUCAACAAUUAUUCGUCAUAAACUUGGAAACAUUAGAAAUUAUUGAAUAUUGCCCAUAUCAACACGAACCUGGCCUAUUACAACGAAAAUAUGUUGAUAAAUCGUAUACAGAACCAGAAGCAACUGUAAUUCCACCCUUGUAUGAUUCUUGCUGUAUUUACGACCACACGAGCUCCAAUAUUUUUGCAUACGGAGGACGACUAUAUUCACUGGAAAUUCCUUUCAUGGUGGCUGUGCAUGUUAGUGAAACAAACUGUACCGAGAAUUCAUUGUUUGACUAUUGGAAAAAUAAUAUCAACUCACAAACACUUACAUCAUAUCUACAAGCAUAUUUUAACGAUUCCCAAGUGUCAGAACAUAGUUUUUAUGAUGAGGUGUCACACACAUCCCAUAACGUACAUCAUUUAGUUCUUGAAAAAUACCCUAACAUCCUAACAUCCAACAUUGAAAAGCGAUUGUUGAAACUUUUGCUAAAGUUUUUACAUGGAUAUAACAUAAUAUUCGAAAUAGAGUCCGGCAAGGAACUUGUUUCUUUAUUAGAAAGCUCAAAAGUAUAG
Naegleria lovaniensis is the source of this 1458-nucleotide messenger RNA. RefSeq lists its product as uncharacterized. The transcript has 3 exons. Lineage: Eukaryota; Heterolobosea; Eutetramitea; Acrasida; Naegleriidae. Gene Ontology annotation, molecular function: protein binding. The record is from RefSeq and is a predicted model, not a curated record. Bases 1 to 1458 code for a protein of 485 amino acids.